Fusarium proliferatum ET1 is the source of this 1299-nucleotide messenger RNA. Its product is annotated as putative protein phosphatase 2C. The record is from RefSeq and is a predicted model, not a curated record. The transcript is spliced from 8 exons. Gene Ontology annotation, molecular function: protein serine/threonine phosphatase activity; cation binding. Bases 1 to 1299 code for a protein of 432 amino acids. NCBI's taxonomy places the organism in Eukaryota, Fungi, Ascomycota, Sordariomycetes, Hypocreales, Nectriaceae. Gene Ontology annotation, biological process: protein dephosphorylation.
AUGGGUCAGACUCUAUCGGAGCCCGUUGUCGAAAAGACUUCGGAGAAGGGUGAGGAUGAGCGCCUCAUCUACGGUGUUUCGGCCAUGCAAGGCUGGCGCAUUAGUAUGGAGGAUGCUCACACCGCAGUACUCGACCUCGACUCAGCCAAGUCUCACUCCAGCAAGCUGUCCUUCUUCGGUGUUUUCGACGGACACGGUGGUGACAAGGUGGCACUAUUUACCGGCCAAAACAUUCACAACAUUAUCUUCAAGCAGGACACCUUCAAGUCUGGUGACUAUGCUCAGGGUCUGAAGGACGGUUUCCUCGCGACCGAUCGCGCUAUUCUCAACGACCCAAAGUACGAAGAAGAGGUUUCCGGUUGCACAGCCUGUGUCAGCUUGAUCGCUGGCAACAAGCUCUAUGUUGCCAACGCUGGUGAUUCGAGAGGUGUUCUUGGUAUCAAGGGUCGUGCCAAGCCUCUAUCUCAGGACCACAAGCCCCAACUCGAGAACGAAAAGAACCGAAUCACAGCUGCCGGUGGCUUUGUCGACUUCGGCCGAGUGAACGGAAACCUCGCCCUCUCGCGUGCUAUUGGUGAUUUUGAAUUCAAGAAGAGUGCUGAGUUGUCCCCCGAGAACCAAAUUGUCACAGCCUACCCCGAUGUUGAGCAACAUGAUCUUACAGAUGAGGAUGAAUUCCUGGUUAUUGCUUGUGAUGGUAUCUGGGAUUGCCAAUCCUCUCAAGCCGUGGUUGAGUUCGUCCGACGAGGCAUCGCUGCCAAGCAGGAGCUCGACAAGAUUUGUGAGAACAUGAUGGACAACUGUCUUGCCUCCAACUCCGAGACCGGUGGCGUUGGCUGCGAUAAUAUGACCAUGGUCAUCAUCGGCUUCCUCAACGGAAAAACCAAGGAAGAGUGGUACGAGGAGAUCGCCCGCCGGGUCGCCAACGGAGAUGGCCCAUGUGCUCCUCCCGAGUACGCCGAAUUCCGAGGACCUGGAGUCCACCACAACUUUGAGGAUAGCGACAGUGGCUAUGAGAUGGAUCCUGAAAACAAGGGACGAAGCUUUGGAGUUGAUGAUACAGAAAUGUUUGACAACGCCGACGAAGACAAAGACCUCGCCAGCCAGGUCACCAAAAACCCGUCAUCCGCCGAGAAGGACACCGCUCCUGUAACUGCCCCUGGCGACGCCGCCGCCGCCGAUAACGCUUCCGCCGAUACGAAACCCGCCGAUGCAACCGUUACGAAGCCUACCGACAAGGACGCAGCGGAGGAAGUGAAGAAGGAGGCCAGUGCCCAGGAAAUCAAGAAGGAAGAAUAG